AUGCGGCUCCUACACACUCGCACCGGACGCUUCACCUGGAUCGAUGACCCCCGCCAUACUUGCUACGCGAUCCUCUCCCACGUCUGGGCCAAGCCAAGCGACCUCCCCUACAUCCCCGAACAGACCUACCAAGACGUGCUCGCGAUCCAUGCCGCGCUCAGCCCCAGCGACCUCGCCCUCCCGCGUCUAUCCGCGAAGAUCCAGCGGUUCUGCGACACCGCGCGCGGCGAUGGCUUCGACCUCGCCUGGGUCGACACCUGCUGCAUCGACCAGUCGAGCAGCGCGGAGCUCUCCGAGGCGCUCAACUCCAUGUUCGGCUGGUAUCGCUACGCGAGCGCGUGCUACGCUUUCCUCCACGAUGUCGCGGACACGGACGACGAACGCGAGCGCCGCGAGCAGUUCCGCGGCUCGCGCUGGUUCACGCGCGUGUGGACGCUGCAGGAGCUGCUCGCGCCGAGCGUCGUCAUUUUCUUCUCCGCGGAGUGGAGUGUCGUCGGGUCAAAGCACACCCUCGCGUCGCUCCUGGAGAGCGUGACGGGGAUCGACGGCGGGGUGCUCGCACUGGAGGUGCCGCUUGAGGAGGUGCCAGUCGCGCGGAGAAUGUCAUGGGCGGCGGGGCGGGAGACGACGCGGGAGGAGGACGAGGCGUACGCGCUCAUGGGAAUCUUCGGGGUACACAUGCAAACGACGUAUGGGGAGGGACGGUACGCUUUCAUCCGGUUACAGGAAGAGAUCCUCAAGCGCAUCCCCGACCAGACCAUCUUCGCAUGGGGUCCUUCCCUUCUUCAACACACCUUCUCGUUCUCCGAUCCCUCACUGCCGAUACCAAGUACACAUCCUACGCUCCGCGUUCCACACACUCCGAACCAACUCUUGCUUGCGUCUUCGGUCAGAGACUUCAGCUCGUGCGCCGGCCUUGUGCCCCUCGGGCGGGAAGAUUUCGCGCACAAGUUGGGGAUGUCUCCUGACUCCCUGUACCAGGUAUUCACAACAACCUCGUACGGCAUCAAGGCGCGUUUCCCCCUCCUCCAGAUACAGACCCAAGAAGACCCCCACACCAACGUUCCCACACAUAUCGCGCUCCUUGCAUGCGAGGACACACAAGGCCGUCUGCUUGCUCUCCUUCUUCGCCCCCACUCUCCCGAGCACGUUUCUACUUCACAGUACCAUGCCGGCACCAUUGUCGGCCACAUACACGACCUCCUUCCCUUCAACUCCAACAUCCUCUACUCCACGCCGAACUCCCAUUACCGCCGCUACACGUUCAUCCCGCCAGAAGACAUCUCUCCCUCCCUCCUCUCCCUCCGAAGUAUCUACAUUCAGCAUCGCCCUUCUGCUGCGACGGCGCGCAAUGAGCGCGACGAGCAUCUCCACGCGGGGCUGCGCGAAGCUCGCGACGCCUUCACAAUUCACCUCACCGGCUGGUCGCGCAAACUCCUCUCGCUCCAAGGCUACCACGUCUCCCCCCCGGACCCCUCCACCUCAAUCGCGCUGCGCGACCACAAGCUCUCGCGCACCGUCUCGCUCUCCUCUCUGGCUGGGGGCGUCGUCAUAUCCAGCGCGCGCCGAUACGUCUCGGUGCAGGUUGGGCGCUGCUGCUGCGAGCUCGGCCGGCGUUUCGGGCUGCUGGGCGUGCUGGUGUCCGCGCGGGACGCGGCGUGCGCGCUCGACGAGCCGUUCGCGGAGGAGCCGCACCUCGCGGACAAUCCGGUACACGUGCAGUCGUGGACGUUCGACUGCGGGGUCGCGUCGAAGGAAGUGAUGCUCGUGUCUAGCGCGAACGAGGUGUACAUGCUGAGGCUCACGUUCGCGCAC
Molecule: messenger RNA, 1815 nt
Organism: Epithele typhae
Lineage: Eukaryota; Fungi; Basidiomycota; Agaricomycetes; Polyporales; Epitheliaceae
Product: HET-domain-containing protein
Exons: 1
Source: RefSeq, a predicted model, not a curated record